This is a messenger RNA of Mytilus trossulus (common blue mussel), 1481 nucleotides long. Its product is annotated as forkhead box protein C1-B-like. Gene Ontology annotation, biological process: cell differentiation; regulation of transcription by RNA polymerase II; anatomical structure morphogenesis. The record is from RefSeq and is a predicted model, not a curated record. The coding region runs from base 236 to 1345 and encodes 369 amino acids. Gene Ontology annotation, molecular function: RNA polymerase II cis-regulatory region sequence-specific DNA binding; DNA-binding transcription factor activity, RNA polymerase II-specific. NCBI's taxonomy places the organism in Eukaryota, Metazoa, Mollusca, Bivalvia, Mytilida, Mytilidae. The transcript has a single exon.
UUAUUCACGCCGUCAUUUAUUUAAUCAUCAACGAACCAUACAAAAACAAUAAGACAUUUUAACUUGUAAUAUAUACUUAUAUAAUACCACUGGUUUCUGGACGAGCAGACCAGUCUUCAAGUGGUGAUUGACGCCGACAGACAUUACUGUAGAAUCUCAAUUGUCUUUGGACAUUUACUGGAUGCUUAAAGACUUUUAAAGUAUUUCAAGUUGUGAUUCUUCACGCUCAUUUAUAAUGAAUUCACCGAACGAACUUGUACAUUUCCGUCCACCCUGUGGUUCCAUGAAUCCGAUGCUUGGAGUCUUAUACGGACAGUAUAACGCCGCUAUCGGAGCAGCUUCAUCACCCUAUCCUUAUCAUUCUCAGAUGCUGGUACCCUCCAUGGACUUUAACAGAGCUUACGCUUUACGGAUGAUAGAAGAAAUGCAGCGACGGGAACAGCCACAGAAACCGCCGUAUUCGUAUAUUGCCCUUAUUGCCAUGGCAAUCAAAAAUGCACCAGACAAAAAAGUAACUCUGAAUGGAAUAUAUCAAUUUAUUAUGGAACGUUUUCCAUACUAUCAUGACAAUAAACAAGGCUGGCAAAACUCUAUUCGCCACAACCUCAGUCUUAAUGACUGUUUUAUGAAAGUUCCAAGAGAAAAGGGAAAACCAGGAAAAGGCAAUUAUUGGACAUUAGAUACAAAAUGUGAUGAAAUGUUUGAAAAUGGCAACUACAGGCGACGAAAAAGGCGAGUUAAACCGUCGAUCAAAUCUGGUGAAGAUGCCACAGACUAUGAAAACGGAAAUUCUGAAGAUGAAAAUUCUGAUAAUGAAGAAGAUAGUGGAAUAAAUGUUUGUUCUGAUGACGAAAACAAUGAUAAUUCGGGAGACGAAAAUCAUCAAUUAGUGCGUUUUGAAAAUCCACCCGUACCAGAAGUGAGAAAAAGAUUAUUUACUAUUGACAGUAUAAUAGGAACAGAUGAUAGAUUAGAGACGGAGGCAACAAAACGUAAGCGAUCAGAAAGUGAACAGUAUGACAACUCAAAGAAAAAGAAAUUUGACAUUUUCGACAGAAUACCAAGCCCUCCUCCAAAACUUAUUGACUUGAAGGGACAUUCUCCGACAACUCUACAACUGUCGCUAGCAUCUGGACUUUAUAAUUCCAACAUGGUCCGUCCUGGGAUGCCGCAGCAUCCAUUUAGUGGCCACCCGUUGUUACCAGGCCAUGGUUUAUUGACACAACAAGAACUAAUCUUGAGGUCUCAGAGUUUGGGACAAUUUGUUUUUCCUGGCUCUUUACCGCCGUUUUCUGAUCUACAAGGAAUUCAGCACAGCAGAAAUUCAGACAUUAAUUGUAGCUAAUGGCCUUUAACUGUGAUAUUUAGUGCUUUAAGGUAUUAAACUCUUUUUAUGUAUUUUUAAUGAUACUGUAUAUUUAUGAUGUUAAAAUUUUGAAUUCUUAGAUUUAAGAGACACAUUAAAAUAUAUUUUAAAUGAU